Stylophora pistillata is the source of this 911-nucleotide messenger RNA. Its product is annotated as stromal cell-derived factor 2. The record is from RefSeq and is a predicted model, not a curated record. NCBI's taxonomy places the organism in Eukaryota, Metazoa, Cnidaria, Anthozoa, Scleractinia, Pocilloporidae.
GUGAACCAAAGCGAGGUUUACUAAGCUUGGUGAGCUUCUUCCAAAUUUCAACAUGGCUGCGACGUUACCUAAUUUCCGCAACUUUUCUCAAAUACUCAGAGCUACUAAUAUUGUAAAAUACGUUUAUUUGUUAACGAGCAUAGCUUUUUUUCUAUGCAGUCAUUCACAAGGAGAUUCUAGAGAAUUUAAAUAUGUCACAUGUGGAAGCGUUUUAAAGUUAGUAAAUCCAAGGCACAAUGUUAGACUCCAUUCCCAUGAAGUAAAAUAUGGCUCUGGAAGCGGACAACAGUCCAUCACAGGAGUAGACAAUGCAGAUGAUGGAAACAGCUACUGGGUUGUGAGAGGGAAAAUGGAUGCUCCUUGCAAAAGAGGAACUCCUGUCAAGUGUGGUAGCACAGUAAGAUUACAACACUUGGCCACCAAACGCAAUCUUCACAGUCAUCACUUUCAGUCACCCAUAUCUCAUAACCAGGAAGUGAGUGCAUUUGGUGAAAAUGGAGAGGGAGAUGAUUUGGACCACUGGUCUGUUGUUUGUCCUACAAAGUUUUGGGAGCGGCAGGAUAAAAUUAGAUUCAAACAUUCAGCUACUAAAGUUUAUUUGCAGGUAACUGGGGACCAGUUUGGCCGGCCCAUCAGUGGUCAAAAGGAAAUCAGUGGUUAUAGUUAUCCUGAAACAGGAAAUGAAUGGAAGGCAACGGAGGGCAUUUAUGUCAAACCCACCAACUGAGUGCAGACCUGUUAGAUUCCAGACAUUGGACUGAGUUGUACAAUUGAACAGUUAUGGGACAAUGCCAUGGUACUAUUUUAUAAAGUUAUGGCAUGGACUGACAAGGAUUUUGAUAAAUAAUUGUUAGGAAAGUUUUGUGCAAGGAAUUAUUUGGUAUGGUUAUUAAAGAGCUACUAUGAUGAGA